Annulohypoxylon maeteangense is the source of this 1220-nucleotide messenger RNA. RefSeq lists its product as uncharacterized. Lineage: Eukaryota; Fungi; Ascomycota; Sordariomycetes; Xylariales; Hypoxylaceae. The record is from RefSeq and is a predicted model, not a curated record. The transcript is spliced from 3 exons. Bases 255 to 1166 code for a protein of 303 amino acids.
AUUUUAUUGGCUUUAGAUUUACGUGGCCACCGCAGCCUGCAUAUUCAGAACACCAUAAACAAAUCAGAUAUGCAUUUGGUCCUAAGUUUCUAUGCCUUGCUAGGUAUGCGAAUAGUGUCAGGAGGCUGUGUUAAGGGCUUAGCUGAAGGUUGAGAUCGUUCGGAUUCUCAUUAUAAUGGAGUCCUUUAGCAUCCAAACCGAAUAUUCCCCAUAUAUUCAAACGUUCUAGCUAAGGUUUACCAGAUUCUACACCUAUGCCGUUAUUCGCAUCUAACGUGGCUCUGGCCACCAUCGUGUGCACAUAUGUAUUUGGCUUUUUCGCUAUUAUUUUCGUGGCUAUUCAUCUAUUCGUUCGUUUACAUUUAUUCGGGAAAUUUUCGAUAGAGGACAUCUCAACGUGCUUCGCGCUCAUUGUAACCAUGGGCCUAAUCGGUCAGAUUACUUGGGCGGUUGUCGACGAAGGUCAAGGGGAGCAUAUGGCUGAUGUAACGCGAAGCCAGUUCGAAUUAACAGCAAAGUCUCUACUAGCUAAUGAGGCUUUAUGGGCAUUAGUUAACGCUUGCAUUCGUCUUUCCGCCUCCCUCUCACUCCUUCGGAUUUUUGGCUGUGUCCAUGCAUUUAGAUACCAGGCAAACACUUUUAUGUUGUUUACAGCGAUACACGGAGUUGCUGCUCUAAUUGUUGCCGUCUCCAUCUGUCAUCCCAUUCAAGCAUCGUGGGAUCCGCAAGUUCAAGGCAGCUGUGGCGAUCAGACUGCUGCUUAUGUUGGCCUAGAAGUCGGCGGCCUCCUCCUCGACACGUAUAUUCUAGCUUUACCUGCUCGUUACGUGGUUAGGCUAGAUAUGCGCAUAAAGCGAAAAUUUAUUAUACUUUUUGUGUUGUCAGCAGGCGCAGUCGUAAUGGUCAUUACGGGAUUUCGCAUCGCGGCUUUACAUAGGGUUAACAGCUCUGAUUUCAGCUACGACCAAGGUUACUUGGGGCUGCUGUCUACAUUAGGCGCGCUCCUUGGCGUUAUUAGCUGCUGCGUGCUAUCCAUUAGGCCUUUCAUUCGUUAUCUACAAGGAACCUUCAGCCGACGUCCUACAGAUACUGAAAACCAUGAUACAAUCCCACUUGAACAACAACAGGUAGGUAAACACCGCGACGCUUUUGAAGAUCAUCGAUAGAGCUUUCUUAAUCUUAACUAUUUCACAUAAAACAUUAAGAAAUUAUCGUUAGCA